AUGUCGCUGGCUCUGGUCCAGUACUCAGACUCCGAAUCCGAUGAUGCAGAUACCAAAAUACCCGGUUAUGCCCUGAAGCGCAAACGCAGCGCCGAGGGCCAAGCAAGCACCAGCCUGCCGCCGCUUCCGGCUGCAUUCCACGACCUCUACUCCACGAACGCCCGUGCGAGCACCAGCGACGACCCCAGCCUCCACGGUGGGCGCAAACGCGCGGUCCCGCAUAUCGAGGGGAACUGGCCUAGCCACGUCUACAUCGAGUGGUUGCCGUCUCAGGCUGAAUUUCAAAAGUUGAACAGCCUGAUAGCGCAUGUUCGAGAAGCCCUGGAAGGUGCCAACAGCCGCCUGAAGAAGCAAUUGCCGAUCCCUGAGAUCCACCCUUCGCUUCUGUCUGAGCUAGGCACGCCAAUCCCUCUUCACAUCUCGCUAUCGCGAACGCUGCAGAUCAAGACAGAUGACCGAGAACCUUUUCUUGAAACCCUGACCACUUCUCUCCGGAAAGCAGCUGUGCGACCAUUCAAUGUCUUAUUUACAGGAUUGAAGUGGGUUCCCAACUACGAACGCAACCGCUGGUUCCUUGUUCUGGGGAUUGAGCGGCCGGCCCAGGAUGAGCUAAACAGGCUUCUCCAUGCCUGCAAUGACGCAGCCGAGAGGUCUGGACAUCCACCGCUCUACGUGGGCGGGAAGGGUGAUGGGCCAAUGGAAGAUAAUACUUCCACCAACCUCUCAAGCAAGAGAAGGAAAAGCAUUCAUGAUGAAGAUACGGCAAAGAAGGCCAAGGCAGCCUUCGACCGUACCCAGAACUACCACGUCAGCAUCGCUUGGAACCUGACGGAACCUGAUCCCGAAUGGAUCACCCUUGCGCAAAAUGUAGACGUGUCGAAGUUCAUUGAUACCCCACAGACACCUUUUGAGGUGGUCAAAGCCAAGAUCGGGAAUGUUGUCCACAACAUCGAGUUGGAUCCCAGAAGAGCCAGCCUUGGUAAGAAAGGCGGUUUGCUAGGACUUGGAUGA
Molecule: messenger RNA, 1011 nt
Organism: Didymosphaeria variabile
Lineage: Eukaryota; Fungi; Ascomycota; Dothideomycetes; Pleosporales; Didymosphaeriaceae
Gene: USB1
Product: poly(U)-specific 3'-to-5' RNA exonuclease
Exons: 2
Coding region: 1-1011 (336 amino acids)
Biological process (GO): U6 snRNA 3'-end processing
Cellular component (GO): nucleus
Molecular function (GO): 3'-5'-RNA exonuclease activity
Source: RefSeq, a predicted model, not a curated record